Molecule: messenger RNA, 1194 nt
Organism: Amoebophrya sp. A120
Lineage: Eukaryota; Dinophyceae; Syndiniales; Amoebophryaceae
Source: the annotation of a GenBank genome assembly
GGAAAAUCCUUUUUGCUGCACUAGCAGGGAAAGCCGCAAGAUUCGUGAACACAUUGAGUGUCCAGUUGCUUUCUCCGCGGCGAAGCAAAGACGCAAUCGUUACAACAUCCAGAGUUUCACUUUUUCACCAUUUUUCGUUCUGGAGAAUGGAGUGGCACACAUUUAUCUUCAUUUAAAUGCACCAUCGCCUGAAGUCGAGGGGCAUGCAAAUACCUCUCGCCGGUGGGUUUCAAAAUUAUCAGCAUCUGUGACCAUGGAAUCCAUCGUCGUCUCGAUAUUUCAUGGCAUCUCUAAUUUGCAUCCGCAUUAUUUUCAGGCCUAAGAAAUUGGGUCUAAUUAGUUUUCGAGGAAUUGCGUUGGGUAGAAAGAAAUUUCAUGCCCACGCUAGUUCUAUUGUUGCUGCGAAAAACAAAGUCUUGCAUUGCAGCACAUUUCUCUGUUGUCUGUCAAAAGCAAAAUCGCCCUCGAGCCAAUUCCUCUGUUUCCCUUCUUUUCUCUGUGCUACCGUACUUUACCAAGUAAUAGUAGUAUUCAAGAACAAGAUGCAAUUUUGUUUUUUCGAACGCUAUGAUCAAGCGUAUGUUUUAUUUGCUUUUCGCAGAGUCACUGCACAAACGGAGUGCCACAAAAGAAAUGCUGUGGGUACGGACUUUUGUUGUAAUCCUGCAGCUGCACUUCUAGUAUACACGAUCACUUUACACUUGCCAUCAUUUUCUAUUUUACCCGCAGACGGAACAAAAUUGCUUUUUCUGAGCACGAGUAUCUCGCUUCACCAAGUUAGUUUGAAUAAUUACAGGGGUAAGUACGCAACAAAAACUACAAACAGCAUUUUGAUCUAUUUUUGAGACGAAUAUUUAUUCAUGGAUGAAGCCAGUACUUAGAAAUAUUUCAAGAAUAAUUGAGGACGAGGAUGCGGUAUUUCGAGACACGAUUGUAGUCUGCGAUGCCGUGUGUAAUUAGAAUCCGUCAAGCAAAGCUGCUCCAUUGGACAGAAAUUUAUCGCGCUCCCACUUUGGUACGAGGAUGAGAGGACAAGUAUUGAAGUAAACUACUUGGUGAUACGUGCAGCACGAAAAAACACAAGGAGCAAAUUGCCUCAAGUACGAGACUGUCUCAAACAAUCAUAAUCUUCAACUUCGGCUUGAAACUGGUAAUUUUUCCGAAAAUGCAGCAUAGUUUUUUUACAUGAUGGAU